AUUAAGUAGUGGACCACUAUAUCUUCUACUCAAACUGGGCCAUGUCUGAACACGACUCAUCUUACACUCACCGAUCAUUUCACUUCUUGACUGUCGCGCUGCAAAAUGGCUGAGAAACGAUAUCCCCGGAUCGUUCUCCAAUAUCAUCCAGAGCACAUUCCCUUGCUUUGGUUUGUGCGCAACGAUGCCGACGAUCGCAAGGAUUUUGAACAUGAACUUAAUGCUAUCGUGGAGAGCUUGACUACGGAUGAUCCUGGGCUGGCGAAGAAGACUAUUCAUGGUGUGCCCUGGAUACGGAAUUAUGAACCUACUGUCGCGGAUGUCAAGUCUAUGGUCCUGAAUCUGGAACCAGAUACCGGCGAUUGGUUCUUGGUCGCAACAAGCGAUUUCCGUGAGACUAAACGUCUCUAUGUUGUUCACCCAGCACAGAACUCUGAUCGCUAUGGGUGUGUGAGUGCUGCAUUUGACGCUGCAGUUGCCGUGCUUCUGAAAAAAGAGCCCUGGAAAUCUACCUUGGACCAAUUGUUUUCCUCUUACUCGUAUUCCGUAGUCGAUGUUGGCAGUAGACCUUCUUUGACUCACGAUACCCCUGACGUUGUUGGACCUCUGCCUGCACAUAUCCCAUCUGACAUUCGACUCGACGAGAAGGUCAUCACACUUUUCUCCCUAGUCAAGCUCACUGACGACGAAAUUGUCAAACUCAGAGCACUCAUGAACGAUGCAAAUCACGAGAUUGUAAUAUACAACUGGCCACACGAUACUCCGGCCUCUCACACCGAAACCUACAACAUCUUCCAACACGUCAAGCCCCCGAUGAUCUCGCCCUGCGGGGAGACGUUUGUGCUCUUCAUCGACACAGAAUUUAUCGAAGGCCCGAAACGCGAGCCCAUAGUCUUCUACAUCAAGCAGCAAAUCUCAAAUGACAAUGACUUCGACCGCAUCUACGACCUUCAGCUCAUCACAGGUUGCUUCCGGGGCGCACAACACGUUAGAGAGACUUGGCAUAUGAUAUGGAAUCCUCCGCCCAAGCGCGGCUCUGUCAACGGCGUUGAGGUCAACUGGGCGUUCGAUAGAGCACCUUACAGAGAAUGGUCACGCGCCGAGGCAUCUUAUCCAUACACGUCCAUCGCCCCACCGUCGGUGCCCAUCUACGGCGGACGAAGCGGAGCAGAGUUCCUCGUCUUCAUCAUCUGCCCCGUCACAGCACUCGAGCUGCGCGCCCUGAAGUCGCUGCUCAGAAUCGAAGGCAGCGCCGGGCAGUUCAUUGAGCUGGCUCUCGAAAACGACAGCAUGGAGUCGCUGCUCGCAUACUUUGACUCUCCGGCAUUCCGCAAAUACUCUAAGCCGCCAAACUACUUUGGUGCCAUCGACAAGCAUGCGCUCAAGAGCCUAAUGACGUGGUGGCCCAGGGUCCGCGACGCACCAUGGGACGAGCGUAUGUCAUUGGGCAGCGACGAGCACGACGGAGAAGACCCCCCGUAUCUGUUGUUCGCUGACGAUAUCAAAUACUGGCAUCGGGUCGAGAAUGGACACCUUAUCGCGCGCGAAACACCUGGCUAUAAUUUCGCGCGGCUGGAUUUGAGCGAUGAAGAUAAUCUCAGAGACGUUGAAGCGAAUCUCUCCACGGCUAACAUGUGGUUUGCAGAGAUGAGCUGGACAUUUUUGGACGGCGACGAUAUUGCGACGGUGUUCUGGCCGGAGUUCAAGGGCUUGAGUCGAGAGGACUUAGAGGCAGGUGGUUGAGACCAUAUCAUAAGUUCUCCUCUCGUUAAUUACACGGGUCACAACUAUCAGCCUGUAUCUGUCAAGAGGGUCUUGUGAAUGCCACGAUGAAACCCUGUGUCAAAGCUUUAC
Pseudovirgaria hyperparasitica is the source of this 1854-nucleotide messenger RNA. RefSeq lists its product as uncharacterized. The record is from RefSeq and is a predicted model, not a curated record. The transcript has a single exon. The coding region runs from base 106 to 1743 and encodes 545 amino acids. NCBI's taxonomy places the organism in Eukaryota, Fungi, Ascomycota, Dothideomycetes, Acrospermales, Acrospermaceae.